Messenger RNA from Macroventuria anomochaeta, 3066 nucleotides. RefSeq lists its product as uncharacterized. Lineage: Eukaryota; Fungi; Ascomycota; Dothideomycetes; Pleosporales; Didymellaceae. The record is from RefSeq and is a predicted model, not a curated record. The transcript is spliced from 2 exons. Bases 439 to 2838 code for a protein of 799 amino acids.
AGCAGAAACAGAGAGUUUGCGGCACACAAAGGAAAAAGAUUUGGUUCUCGUAUGAGCACACCGUGCAUAUCAUGAGGAUGCGCCCUCUGUUCGAAACAUACCAGGGGUAUGAAAACAUCCCUAAUACCGCUUGACUGCCCCAGGCCAACUUUCCGACACUUCCACCAUUCAGCGUUGCUCGUCGUACUCGUACUGUGGGUCGGAAAAUAAAUGCAUCAACGUGUUUCCGAAUUGGCACCUGUCUCUCGCUCGCCAGUCAUGGGCCUCAGUCCUGGCGUAAAUGCGAUGUUUCAUGGCAGCAGAGGAUAUAUACUCUGAUCUACUCCACGCUCGGGGUAAUUUUUACCGCUUCACGAUCUUUGGAAGAUUCGUACUUGUCACUCUUUUUUCGACUUCUGUUCGCUGGUCGUUCGUUACUGUCAUUCUUUUACUGCAAACAUGCAUUCCACAUUCGUUCUUUCCCUCCUCGCGGGCGUCGCCUCGGGUGCACUUUCUAGUACCAACCUCGAGAAGCACGUUGGUAGUCUCACACUCUCCUCGUCUUUCGGACCUGUGAAGGAAUCUUACUGGACCGGAUACCCCCACCACCGCCGUACUCCUUUCGCUGUCUCCCCUGAUGGCAAGUCGGCAUACCUUGCCUACCUCGACGCCAGCGAGACUGGUGUCCACGUUCAGCAGGUGAACCCUUCGACCUUCGCCGCCGUCGGUGAUGCCGUCACAGUCACUAGUGGUAAGGAGGCUGGUGGUCUUGUUGCCCACAACGAUGGUUUCGCUCUCUUGACCAACGAGGCUAUGCCAUCUGGUACUUCCAACGCGCCGCCGGAUAGCACUCCUGUUGCUGUCCUUUACCGCUACACCUCUGGCAAGGAGACCUUCAAGACAUGGCUUGGUGGCCCAGACAACGCUGGAGACAUGGGCAUGUUGGCUUCCCCUGACAUGAACGGUGACCUUGCCUACUCCGAGGCCAGUGGCAUGUACGGUGCCUACUUCGUCGUUACCGCCUACUCUGGCUCCGCUGAGGGUCACUUCGGUGAUGCAAUCCAGUACGUCAACGACAACGGAACAAUCGAGCAGAUUCAGGGUGCCAGCUCCACCUGGGGCUGCUCCCACAACACCGGUAUCGCUUUCGAAGCUUCCGACUCUACUCCUUUUGCCUCUAUCUGCUCUGAAGAUCAGGGUGCCAUCUGGCUCAACACUGGUGCUACCGGUAUGGACAAGAGCGGUGUCAAGAUCUCCAACGAGAACGUUACUAACGGAGCCGGUAACGAGGCCAUGGGUGGAAUGUCCGGCUCCUACAGUGGCCUUGCUCGCUUCCAGGACAGCGACUCAUACAUCUUCUCCUGGGUUUCCCGUGGUGCUAAGGAUCUGACCAUCAACGAUUGGAUGGGCGACGGGUACACUCACUCUGUCAACCGCACAGUCAACCGCAACGUCGCCAUUGCUACCAUGAGCGACAAGAAGACUCUCGUUGGCGAGCAGGCCACCUCUGAGCUCGUUGCCGAUGGUGACUCUCAGAUCAACUGGAUCACUACUGGCUCCGCUGACUGCUCGAACGCUCACGUUGCUACCUUCGACAAGACCAGCGCUCUCGUUACCUGGGAGGAAAUCGCCGAGCCCACCUGCGACUUCAUCGCUAUGGGCUGCAAGGGUGCUUACACUGGUUCUUACUUCCAACUUGUCACCGAUGGCAAGAAGGUUGGUGAGCCCGUCAAGGCUACCGAUGUCUACGUUGCCGGUGACAUGGUCACCAUGGCUGACGGCCGUAUCUGCUGGCCUUACGUCGACAUGGAGUGGACGCUCGAUGGCCCCGUCCAGAACGCUGCGAGCGUUAAGGAAAUCUCCUUCGCUUGUAUGAGCAACGGCGCCGGUUCUUCCACCCCGUCUGCUUCUGCUUCUACUGCCCCCGCUUCGUCUGCUCCUGCUGCCACCUCUGCCGCCGCUGUCAAGUCCUCCUCCGCUGCUGCUCAGAAGCCUUCCUCCGUCGCUGAGAACGCUGAGAGCACCGGUGCUCCCAUCGAGAUCGAGACCUCUGCCGCAUCUGCUUCCACCGCCGCCCCUGAGGUCCCAGCUGAUUCCUCCCUCCCCACCUUCGAAAUCGUCACUUCCGGCGCCACCAUCACUCCUCCCUCCACCACCGUUGCGGCGACUGCCCUUCCUUCCAUAAUCUACUCUGAGGAGUACUCUGCUUCUAUCCCUACCGAGAUCAGCUCCCAGGUUCCUGCCGUCAGCACCGGCGAGGACCAGCCUGCUCCUUCCGCUACCGUCACCCUCCCGGCUUCCGAGUCCUUCAACCCCACCGAUGCACCUGCCUUCACUGAGAGCACCAACAUCCCCAACCCUACCAUCGGCCCCGAAUCUUCCAGCACUCCUUGCUCAUCUAAGAUCGUCCCCACCGAGGCUCCUGAGGCUCCUGAGGCUCCCGUCAAGACCCCUGAUGCCUCCGAAGUCCCCUCCGACGCUGAAGAGACUCCUUGCUCCGAGGAGCCCGAGGCCACAGCCACAGGUGCGGAAGCCGAAGUCCCUACCUUUACCCCUCUCCCCACCGAGGUCCCCUACCCCACCGGCACCGGCAUUCCCUCGCGUGGAUCUGGUCGUCCCUUCCCCACCGGCAACUGGCCCCAAGGCGGCCGUCCUGGCUUCGGCUGGGGCCGUCCUCACCCCUCUGGCUGGGGAGCGUGGCCCGGCCGCGGCGGCGCCAGGCCCACUGGUAGCUUCGGUCCUAGCCCUUCUGCUGGCACUCAGCCCGAGAAGUACGACUUUGAUCUGGGUAAGGCUUCAAGCACCCCUUGCACUCUUGAGACCCGUGUCAGGCCUACUGCUACUGGUGCUGCUUACUAGGCGGUAGAGAGUAUAGGGAAGGAGAGGAAAGAAGAGGAAAUGCGGGCUGGGCCCAUGAAAACGUGUUGCAGCCGCAAUCUUUCUAUAUCUGUUGGUUUUAGCUUCUUGUAUAUAUCUUUUAAGGACGGAUCUAUGACUGCAUGACGCUCGUCAGCUUUCAAUGUUGAUGUGCAUUUCCAUAAAUUUCGAACAAUAUCUGUGAUGAAAUUGCGAGGUAUUUGAUUCGUU